Molecule: messenger RNA, 604 nt
Organism: Brassica oleracea var. oleracea
Lineage: Eukaryota; Viridiplantae; Streptophyta; Magnoliopsida; Brassicales; Brassicaceae
Exons: 1
Coding region: 203-484 (93 amino acids)
Source: RefSeq, a predicted model, not a curated record
CCUUUACUACCCACUAGUACUACUAAUGGUUUUCCAAAACAGUGUAGCAUGGACCACAAUAACUACAAUUACUAUACCUAACAAACCAUUAUCUCUCUCCCUCUUUGUUUUUCUAUCAUCUUCCAUGUAAUAAAAGCAUUCCAUAAAUCACUAACCACUAAACAAACUAAAAUCGAAAAAAACAAAAAAAACAGUGGGCGAUAUGCAUUACCACGGGUGCUGUUGCGGACGGUGCGGAGUAUCCACGUCGCCGUUGCCGGUAAUAGUCAUGAUCACGGUGGCACUAGUCCUCUUGGCGCUCUCCUCCGCCGUAAAAUUUGAGGUUUCCCUCUCCUCAGGCGAAGAUAUGCUGAGCUGGCUCCUCCUAGCUGCGGUUCCAUUGGCUCUACUCUUUGCCCUGCGAUGUUUCUCAUGCCUUGAAACGGCGAAGCGAUCCGUCUACUACUGUCCAUGCGGCCGCUGGAAAUGCGUUUGCUACUACUAGCUAUCUAGUUUUGAACGCGGUUAGUGUCGUUGCGUUUACGUUUUUGUAAAUCAAUAAUUUCGUUUUGUAGGUAUUGUCGAUGUUAACGCGAAGGAUAUAUGUGGCGUGAUCAGACUUUAA